Molecule: messenger RNA, 1680 nt
Organism: Pelobates fuscus (common spadefoot toad)
Lineage: Eukaryota; Metazoa; Chordata; Amphibia; Anura; Pelobatidae
Product: solute carrier family 22 member 20-like
Exons: 10
Coding region: 1-1680 (559 amino acids)
Biological process (GO): transmembrane transport
Cellular component (GO): membrane
Molecular function (GO): transmembrane transporter activity
Source: RefSeq, a predicted model, not a curated record
AUGACAUUUGCAGACCUUCUUGACCGUAUUGGUGGGGUUGGCACUUUCCAGAUACUCCACAGUAUACUACUGGCAUUUCCAGUUUGCAUGGUGGCCUGUCAUAACUUCUUACAAAACUUCACUGCCGCUUUCCCUGCUCAUCAUUGUAAACAAAAACCUGGACUCAACAUCAGUGGAAACAUCUCCUAUGAAGACCUGAUGAGGGUGACAAUUCCACUGAAUCAGAAGGGCCUGCCAGAGAGGUGUCGGAGAUUCUCAGAGCCCCAGUGGAUGAUGCUCAACCCCAAUGUCACCCAGGCCAAUAUUUCAGAUGCUGUAACAGAAACUUGCCUAGAUGGAUGGGUCUAUGACACAUCAGUUGUCAGAUCAUCUAUUAUUACCGAGUGGGAUCUGGUAUGUGAUCUGAGUUCCAUGAGGCAAAUGGCACAGUCUGUGUACAUGGUGGGGGUUCUGCUUGGUGGUGCAGUAUUUGGUGGCAUAGCAGAUAGAUUUGGUCGCAGAACUGUCCUCAUCUGGUCGUACAUGCAGAUGUCCAUAGCCGGGACUCUUGUUGCUUUUCUGCCCAGCUUCCCGUGUUAUGUGUUCUUCAGACUCAUCAGUGGCAUGACAUUCUCCAGCGUACUGCUCAAUACACUAUGUCUGAUGCUGGAAUGGAUGCCAGUCAAGGGACGCACCCUGGCAGGAACCUUCAUAGGUUAUGUUUUUACCUCUGGCCAAAUGGUACUGUCAGGCUUGGCAUACGCUAUCCGUGACUGGCGCUGGUUGCAGUUCUCCGUCACAGCACCCUUCUAUUUCUUCUUUGUAUAUUCUUGGUUGCUGCAAGAGUCAGGACGUUGGCUAAUUUUAAAUGGACGCACUGAUCAGGCACUGACCAACAUGCGAAGGGUGGCCAGAUUAAAUGGCAAGGAAGCUGAGGGCUUGAAAAUGAGUAAGGAGGAGGUGAUCGCAGAGAUGCAGAAUGAAAUAUCUAAUCGCAAAUCUUCUCACAGCCUGUUGGACCUUGUAAGAACCCCUGGUAUGAGACGUAUCACAGGUUGUCUGAUGAUGGUUUGGUUCUCCACCAGUUUUGCAUACUAUGGUCUAGCUAUGGACUUGCAGAAAUUUGGGAUUAGUAUCUACCUUGUACAGUUCUGCUUUGGAGCUAUUGAUGUACCAGCAAAGCUUGUGGCAGCUUUAACAAUGACCUUUGUCGGCCGUCGGAUGACACAAGGACUGUUCCUUAUCCUUGCAGGGACCGUGAUCAUUGCCAACAUCUUCGUUCCAGUGGAAAUGCGAGUUCUUAAAACUGCUUUGGCUGCUCUGGGGAAGGGAUGCUGUGCUUCUGCCUUUAUGUGCGCAUACCUUUAUUCUGGAGAGCUCUUCCCUACGGAAAUCAGACAGACCGGCAUGGGAUUCUCAGAUAUGAAUGCCAGAGUGGGUUCUGUGGUAGCCCCCGUGAUUCAUCUGAUUGGAGAAUACAUACCCAUACUGCCUGCGAUCAUCUUUGGUGCUGCCCCCAUUGUAUCUGGAAUAGCGGCUACAUGUCUGCUCCCCGAGACUCGUAACAGACCCCUAAGUGACACAAUCCAGGAGGUGGAGGACAGGAGGAAAAAGAGUAACUGGAAGCAAGAAGUGGAACUAAAGCUUGAAUUUGUACCUCUCACACAGAAACCUGAAAACUGCUUUAAGGACACCAUCUGA